Molecule: messenger RNA, 2409 nt
Organism: Planococcus citri (citrus mealybug)
Lineage: Eukaryota; Metazoa; Arthropoda; Insecta; Hemiptera; Pseudococcidae
Exons: 6
Coding region: 102-2255 (717 amino acids)
Source: RefSeq, a predicted model, not a curated record
GGUAAAUUAAAACUGCUAGGUAUGUAUUUGAAAUUUUAUGAAGCGAUGCUUUGAAAAAGUUCGUUUUCCUGUUUCAUAUAAGUACAAAGUCAUACAGCACAAUGAAGAUUUUGCUUUUAAUAUCAUUCACUUUGGCAGCGAUUGCUUCAACUCGAUGUACAAAUUCGAGUGAGGCUCGUGAUAUCACAACACUGCUGAAUAAUACCAUGGCAAAAAAUUUCCAGAAUAUGGAUUCAGAAACGAUUUGCUCGUUUAUACGCAGCAUGGAGCUCCUAAAUUCGCCCACAUCCUUUGGCGAAGUUUCUCCGGGAGUGUUUUAUUAUUUUACUGGUUUAAAAGUAGAAUCUGCCAGCUUACGUCAUGAAUUUCACAGCAAAACAAUGGCCAUAUUCUUCACCUCCUUAUCCGUCGAAAUGAGAGGAUACUUGGGACAAUUAGGACCAAAUCCAGAUACAUCUAACGAGAAUUUCGCACUAUCACUGAAUUUUAAAAACAUCUCCAUCUACGCAAUAGCAGGCUCACAAUAUGGUUUUUGGGACAACGAGAUCUUUCAGUACAUUGAUUUCGAAAGUUACGAAUCUAAUUACAUAUAUUCGCCUCGGUUCUAUGAAAAUUCAACACCAGAGAUUCAACAUGAACUGGAAACACUGAUCAAAUCUUUAUCACCAUCGUUAUUGCAGUUCAAUUUACGAAAAAACGAGGACUUUAUGCAAAUACUCAAUGCAACGUUUUGCCAACAUCCUGAAGAUGAGAUCACGUCGUAUUAUCCCUCAUUAGAUAUCGUCGAAACGAAAUGUUACUUUUUCAUAUCAAAUUUCACCUCUCUACAUCGUACCCUGAGCAACAUCACCAUCAUAGGAAUGCACAAUUUUCAUAGUCACUCGUUCGUCGAUGUCAGCACCCUGAUAAUUGAAGAUAUUCAAGGAACGACUAAUUUACAUUACGAUGGCCGAAAUUUUACAAUUUUUCCAUUACACUUCGAAAUAGACUACAUUUCGAUAUCAGUUGAUCGGGAACAGCAAAGUAUCAAAGUGACUGCGCACAAUUACACGAUUAUUGAGACUAAAAUGAACGUAUCGUUGACUGAAUAUCAGUCCAAAUGGGUAAUGGAAGGGAUUCAAUUGGCGAUUGCGUCUUCGAUAAUGCCAUCGAUGAAAUAUUAUAGAAACCAAAAUAAUUCGACCAAUUCACUUGAAGAACACCCGAUUGUGAAAAUAAGCACGAAAUUAUCUCAGCAAUUCGAAGGUCGCACAAUACAAAAACUGUACGAUACUUGGAAUAAAACGAUACCUGAAAGCUUCAAUACAGAAUCAAGUAUCCAAAUAGGAUCAUACAUUUACAAUAUUUCAAUUGAUGGUGAACCCAUAACAGAAUUGAAACCGUAUCCGGAUUACAUUCAAUGUAAUCUCUACAACAACCUGCAGGUCUACUAUGAAAUAUUUUGGCACGGGCAAAUUGGCGUAUUCAAUACCACUCACAAAUUCGACCAUAUUGAUUUCGUAACGCCGAAAGUUUUCGUCGAGCUAAUCAAACAAAAUAUUUCGACUGGAUUUGAAUUGAAAUCCUUUCACACCAAUUACGAAAUCAUGCAAUACUAUGAAGUCAAACUGAGCUCAAUUCCCCGCUAUUUCACAGACCUUGAGCGAUUGGAGAUAGCACAAAAAACGCAACAAUUGAUGAUCUCGUUGAUCAAGAAAACAGUUAUCCCUUUCACAGAACCACUGAUUUCUUUAUCGUUAGACUACUGUUAUACACCGCUAACAAUUUUCGACGAUUUCCUACCUUUCUACGCCGAUCAAGAAUUACCCUUCCGCGUACCUGAUGACAGCAACGAAAACGAUUCUUCGACGUCGAAAAUCACCAACGUGAUAAUCACUCAGUGGACGAAAUCCCCUUCUGUUUCUGUCAAGAUGAUCCAAGGCCUUGACCUUGAUAAAAGCUACCUUGUCGAUAAAAGCAUGACGAGGAUAAUAUUAUCGACAGACGUGAGUUUACAAUUGGCACAGGCUGAAAUUCGAAUGAAUUUCAACGAUAGUUCGAUACCGUUUGAUGAGCUGCAUCUGACGUUGACUGAUUUAGAGGUACGAAAUUACACAUUUGGUGGAUAUAUAGAAGUGCAUUUAGAUUCGAUUCAUUACGUUCCUCCGGAUAGUGAAAAGACCUCUUUCCUUAGGAAGAACCUCCCCUGGAUUGAGAAGAAAUUACAAGGUUUACUUGGCAAUACUUUCAAUCGUCUUACCCGUCUCGUUUUUUAACAUUAUUUUUAUUAUGAACAAUUUACUUAUUACGAGUAUUAGUUUUGUAAGGCCAAUAAACAAAUUAAACUUUUUUUUUACAAAGUUACCUAUGUACUUACUGUAUGUAUACGCAUUAAGUCAUUAAUAAUAAUAAAUUCGAUUGUUAAGAGCA